Colletotrichum truncatum is the source of this 2022-nucleotide messenger RNA. RefSeq names its product Protein KRI1-like protein. The record is from RefSeq and is a predicted model, not a curated record. Gene Ontology annotation, cellular component: nucleolus; 90S preribosome. Lineage: Eukaryota; Fungi; Ascomycota; Sordariomycetes; Glomerellales; Glomerellaceae. Gene Ontology annotation, biological process: endonucleolytic cleavage in ITS1 to separate SSU-rRNA from 5.8S rRNA and LSU-rRNA from tricistronic rRNA transcript (SSU-rRNA, 5.8S rRNA, LSU-rRNA).
AUGGCGCCCGAAACUAAAAAGGAAUCGGUGCCCAAGAAGGUCAACCUUUUGGACGACAGCGAUUCCGACGAUGAGGAUGGAGGGGCAGAUAUUGCGAUGCCGCAGUUGAAGGUCAAUGAGGAGUAUGCGAAGCGUUUUGAACACAACAAGAAGCGAGAGGAGAUACAAAGGCUCGAGGAAAAGUUCAAGAAGACUGGUAAGAAGGGUGACGACGACGAGGACGACGAUUCCUCAUCCUCCGACGAGACCGAAGACGAGGAAGGUUUCCUGGCCACUGAAGAACUCGACGCCCAAAUUUCCGCCACCCUGAGCGCCAUCAAGAACAAGGAUCCCCGUAUGCGCGACGCGAACUUCACCUUCUUCAAGGAGGGCCCUGGCGCCAAUGCCGAGCCGACCCCUUCCAAGAAGAAGGAGAAGCCCCUGUUUCUCAAGGACUACCACCGCGAGAAGAUUCUUGCAGGUGGUGUAGGUGCGUCAGACGAUGAGGAUGAUGCGCCGCCGCAGACGUACGCGCAGGAGCAAGACGCCCUCAAGAAGUCCAUCAUUUCCGAGAUCAACAAGGCAGCCGAAGAGUCGGAUGAAGAUGAGGAGGGCGACUUCGUCAAGAGGAAACCCGGCCAGAAGGUUGACCUUGGCGCCGACGGCGUCCACCCCUCCCGCACGGGCAAGGUUGCCAAGAAGACUAUCACCGAGGACGACAUUGCCAACGCAGAAAAGGACCCCGAGAUGUUCCUGUCCAACUUUAUGGCUGCGCGCGCUUGGACAGAGGGUGGCGAGCACGACUGGAAGGCCUUUGAUUCAGACGAGGGCGAGGGCGAAGGCGAGCUGGCAGACAAGUUCGAGGAGGCAUACAACCUGCGCUUCGAAGACCCGGAGAAGUCCAACCAGGCGCUGAAGACAUACUCUCGUGAGAUUAUCAACGCGCGCACCGUCCGUAAGGAGGCUGCCAGCUCGCGUAAGCGACAGCGUGAGCUCGAGAAGGAGCGCAAGGAGGCGGAGAAGCAGCAGCGCAAGGAGGAGAGGGCGCGCCUGCGCAAGCUCAAGCUCGAGGAGGCCGAGGAGAAGCUCAAGAAGAUCAAGCACGCGGCGGGCCUGAGCGGCAAGGAGCUCAGCGACGACGAGUGGCUGCGAUUCCUCAACGACGCGUGGGAGGACGACAAGUGGGAAGACGAGAUGAAGCGCCGGUUCGGCGAGGAAUACUACGCCGAGGUGGAGGGCGGGUCCGACUCGGACGAGGAGGACGAGGCGGGAGACAGCGACAAGAAGAAGAAGCGCAGGAAACCGAAGAAGCCCACGUGGGACGACGACAUCGACAUCAAGGACAUCAUCCCUGAUUUCAAGGACGACGAGGAGCGGCCGCAAAUCACGCUCUCAGACGACGAGGGCGACGCGGCGGCGGCAGCAGCAGCAGCAGAAGAAGAAGGCGGCGAUGAGGAAGAUGAGGAUGAGGACGGCCGCCCGUCCAAGAAGCGCAAGACCACAAAGGACAUCAAGAAGGAGCGCCUGGCCUCCAAGAAGGCGGCCAAGGCGGAGCGCGCCAAGCUCGAGGCCCUCGUCGACGCCAAGAUGGACCUCGACAUACCCGCCGCGUCGUCCUCCAAGACGCCCGAGAUGUUCGGCUUCCGCUACCGCGAGACGUCGCCGCAGUCAUUCGGCCUGACGGCGCGCGACAUCCUGCUGGCCCCCUCGGACUCAGCGCUGAACCAGUUCGCCGGCCUCAAGAAGCUCGCCACUUUCCGCGACGAGGAGAAGAAGCGCAAGGACAAGAAGCGCCUCGGCAAGAAGGCCCGCCUCAGGCAAUGGCGCCGCGAGCACUUUGGCGCCGAAUUCGAACGCACCGGCCCGACGUUCGACUUUGAGGACGCAACGUUCAAGGACAAGAACAAGAAGAACAACAAGAAGUCCUCUUCUUCCGAGGCCCAGGAGGAGAAUGCCGAGGACGGAGGAGCUAUGCUUGAUGGCCAGAGCAAGAAGCGCAAGAGGUCCAGGGGAAAGAAGAAGGAGAGUGCCGCGGAAGAGUAA